AUUUCGAAGACCCCCGCAUUGGCAGUUGCUCGGGGUAGAGUUAUCGGGUAGUUGAGAGGACAGGAUACAAUGCGGGUUUCGCGCAGGGCGCUGCUCGCUUCUGCUGGGGCGGGGCUCGUCCAGGCUGCUCCGGGCGCGGCGUACACCACUUUGACAACGCUGUUCGAGAAACUGAAGGGUGAAGCGAAGGGUGAAUUUGACACCAAGACACCCGAAUUGGCGGACCACAACGUCGACUGCAAGGAUGCGCUGGAGACAAUACAAAAGGAAAUAGAAAAGCAAACCAAAGACAAGGUGCAGCACUUGCUCUCUUUACUUGUUUCCCAUGUCGCUUGAUUUUAAACUGAUAUGCAUAUCAACUACGACGUUUUUUCACCGGGAAAAAAAUGCAGAUGUUGUUUGUAGAUGUAGCCGAAGUCAUUUUUUACUUCUAAUCGUAUGGCGCAUUUCUGUUGAUCAGGAGCAGCGGAAUAAAUGUUUCCAAAAAUUUUUAAAUUUCAUCUUGUUCUUUAGACUGAAGCCGAGGCUGCGGAGGCGGAUGCGCAGAAAGCCAUUGAGGGCGCGGAGGCCAAGAAGGCGAAGGAAGAGCAGCUGAAGGAUGCUGCCGAGACCAGCAAAGCCGGGGCGCAGGCCACCUACGAAAAGACGAAGGCCCGCAUGGGCUACGACAUGGGGCAGCUCCAGGGGGCCACGAAAGGACUGGACGACGCCAUGACGAAGAUCAAGGCGGACACAACGCUCGCCGACUCGACCAAGUCCAAAUUGGCGUCCACCAUGUCGCUGCUGCGCGACAAGAUGCUCGAAGAUCAGAAGAAACUCGAUGAUGUAUAGAAAAAUGUGUUUUGAAGUACAUAUUGUAUGUUCUUCUGAACUCCGAUGCCACGACCUUUGAAGAUGCCCUUGCAAUCUUGAAAUAAAGAAGUUGGAGUUGCGCUUUAUUUUGAGCGCAGUAAAUUUAUAAAUAUCCAUAUGCUUCAUCUCUCUCUCAGGACAUCACCAUGGGCGAGAAAUUUCACGCGGAGGCACAGACGACGAUGCAGCUGCAGAUUGAAGCGCACGACGGGGCGAUUCAGGAGCUGACCAUCUUUUUGAGCAACGAGGGCGAAAAGCUGGACGCGGCCAAGAAGGCCAAGGCGGACGCGAUCUCCAAUCUGAAUGCGGAAAAGGCGUCGAAAAAGGCGAAGACGGCUUCCUGCGCGGAGAAGCGCAUGGCGUUGGAGGGCGAGAUCGAGGACGCGGACAACCGCGUGAAGGCUCUGUCCGCCGCGUUGGACAUUCUGGGCAAGCCCUCCGCCGCGGCCGCGUUGUUGCAGGCUGAGAAAACGAUUCUGCUGCAGCAAAAGACCGUAGUGCCGGGGUUCCUGCAGAUGCGGAGCGCCCCGAAUAAGGUGGUGCUGGACCUCCUCGCCACGAUGUCCGGAAAGAGCCGCGCGGCCGAGAUGCUCAAGCUGGCCCUGGACCAGAAGCCAGGUAGUAGGAGUAAGUUUAGGAAUUGAUGUCGCCAUUCGAAGCUUUGAAAGAGUUGUACGGUAUUUUUGGAUAAUCUGGUCGCUUUUAUCUGUCGGUUUAGAUGCGCGGGCACCAGUGUAGAAAUCAAAAACCGGCAACAAGAACAUGUUUAUUGCAACAUUAACAUUCUUUCCUUUGCAGGUGCUGCCGAUGCUUUUGCAAAGAUCGCCUCCGAGAUCGACAAAUUGUCCGACACUAUGUACAAGCAACAGGAAGAGGACCAGAAGUUAUCCUUGCACAAUCCAAGCGAACAAAAAGCGGCUUUUUUCUAUUGCGGUAAACAACAAGAAGUCCCCUUCUACUGCCAAAGUACAACUUACCCCCGUUUUUGCGCUUUCAGGUUGUCGAAAGACCCGGACAAUAAACUGUCAUGCAAUAAUAUUUUUGGUGUCACGAGCUGAAACUCGCACAUGGACACGAUCAAGAAAAAGACAGGCUGUUCACAAUCGCUUUCGGAUUUUUCGUUUCCAUUUUUCUCCAAGACCUGGUGCCAGCAGAAGGACAACGAGCUCACCCUGCGCAUUCAGGAUCUUGAGACCACGAAGGAGGAGCUGGAGCAGGCCAUUGAGGCUCUGGACAACACCGCGUCCUCGCACAAGGACAAGGCAGAACAGGCGACAACGGACAUUAACAAGGCGGUGGAGGACAACGUGAAGGCGCACGACCAACUGACGCAGGAUUUGGACGCCAAUAAGGUGGAGCAGGAGCAGCUGAAAGAGGAUUUCGGCAAUUUGGAGCAGGCCAAGAUCGCCCUCACCAACGUGUUCAAGGGCCGCACGGAGUCCGGCGGUGAGAUCGUGCUGAACGAGGUGGACAAGGUGAUUGAAAAGUACCAGGCCGCCAUAUCAAAAGGAAAACCCGCCCUCCCCAUAUAUACAAGGCACGUUUUCGAAAAUUUGUGUUGCUGAUUUGUGACCACAAAUCGUCUCUAUGUUGCAUGAAGGCAACUCCACAGGCUCCGCCGCAUUCUACAGGCGGUUUGUCAUGCUGUUGCGCCUGAAGCGCAGACGUCUGCCAUGCUCAGUGCCUGGGUCAAAACCUGUCUACUCAGGCUCAGCAUGGCUCUGCAGUCCUCGCCAGCAAGACAGAUCUGAUUUGUGUACGCAAAGCCAGCGUCAGAGCCUUCGUUUUGAUAUGGGUAGGGGGGGUUUUCAUUCUGAUACGCCAUGACGGAGAGCGAGCGCGUGGAGAAGGAGCUGGGCGCCGCGAUCGAGAACGAAGAGGAAGACCACCAGACGAACUUGAAGCGGUUGCAGCUCAUCGAGAAGCGCAACAAACUCGGGUUCAAGGACAACACGGCAAAAUCGCUGUCCAAGUCGGAUGACCUCCGCGUCGUGCAAUCCGAUCUGGACACCACGAAGGCCACCAUGGUCAAGGUGGUUACGGGUGAUGACGCCAAGUGCAAGGACUACAAGUCCAUGUACGCCAGCCGCAUGGAGGCCCGGAAAAUAGGGAAAAAAACUUCUUUGGGUAGUUCUUUGGAGGACAAAAAAUCUUCCACGUCCGAAGUUUUUAUCGAGCUAGAGGUACUACUGCGUUGUAACUAAUAUAUUGUGAUGAAGCUGUAUUGGAAGUGGGCAUGAAGUAAGGAGAAGCCGAAAAAAAGAGAGGAGCUACUUAUGCAAGGAGAACAUGCGUCGAAAUAGCAACAGAUGAAAAGAUCAAGAAGAUGACCUUGGUAGUGGUUUGUCCUUUGUCCUCUUCAGAAGACCACCCAAAGGUUUUUGUGCUUCAUUCGCAGAGGAGAUCGACAACCUCAAGAAGGCCAAGGAUGCGCUGUCAGAGUACAUGACCAGUUUGGGCCUGAAGAUGACCCCGGGGGCGUAAAACUCCUUGCUGAUGAGGAGGGAUUCCGCGUGAACCGAAGUUCGCUAAUACGCUCAGACGCGUCAUUUUUUGCUGCGGUGCCGUUUCAAAUGAAUAGAAUAAUACCACACAUGAGAAAUAAGCUGCUGCGUCGUGGGAUCAGUACGCUACUUUGGCAAGGUCUAAUUUUCAACAUAUCGCAGCAGAUCGGGCUAAGAAUAGCGCCUCAAUAAUGUACGAUUUUUGGUAUAGCU
Messenger RNA from Amoebophrya sp. A120, 3569 nucleotides. NCBI's taxonomy places the organism in Eukaryota, Dinophyceae, Syndiniales, Amoebophryaceae. The record is from the annotation of a GenBank genome assembly.